Molecule: messenger RNA, 829 nt
Organism: Pecten maximus
Lineage: Eukaryota; Metazoa; Mollusca; Bivalvia; Pectinida; Pectinidae
Product: 39S ribosomal protein L50, mitochondrial-like
Exons: 4
Coding region: 52-720 (222 amino acids)
Cellular component (GO): mitochondrion; mitochondrial large ribosomal subunit
Source: RefSeq, a predicted model, not a curated record
AAAGAAAACGUAGAGAACAAACAUUUGAAGGAGACAGACGUAGAAAACAAAAUGGCAGCGUCCUUGCGAACUUUAUCGUGUAGCCCACUAUACACGGUUUUAAGAAGUGUACAGUUAGGAAAUCGAUCACAGAUCCAAGUUCCAUGCCGCAGUGCCAGUUUUCUAAAGAAAUUCUGGAAAGGUUCUUCAAAAUCAAUAGAAGUAGAUGAUGAAGAAGAUGACAUGGUCUUUCCAAGAAAAAGUCCAAUCACAAGCUUAGAUGGAUUGCGGUCCCUGAAAAAGAGAACUGGAGUGAACACAAAGAGAGGUUACACUCCUCCAGAGGAUGUGGAGGAAAGGAUACAGAGGAUUGCUGAUGGUAUUUAUGGGGAGCAAGAGAACUGGAAAGAUACACAUUUAACCAACCGUGCCCACAAGUACAAGUUCCUGACAGAAACUAUCAAGGAGUUUAACCACAACAUACCGAACAUGGUCCUGACAAAUCUUGAUAAAGUGAAUGACGUUGUCCUCCAUUUCAGCACGGAAGUCAUGGAAACAAGUGCUCUGGAAGACAUUUCCAAAUUAGAUCUUCCCGAAAACUUACAUAUAAACUUAGACUAUAUCAAAUUUAAUGAAAAGGAAGAUACAUUAUUCGGGGGCAAAACAGCGUACCCAGGACGGCCCACGAUCAUACAUAGCAUUAAACACAAAAGACAGUACAAAGUGACGGAACAGGAAUGAUGUAUCAUCGAACCCUUAGUCAUCACGUUUGGAUUGUGUUACGUACUUGUCUUAAAAAUUAAAUUCUGCUUCAGAAAAAUGACUGAGUCAGGAAAAAAGAUUUCUGUUA